UUCCUUCUCCCUGUCGUCCCUGUCUCUCAUCACCUCCCUCUCUCUCCUCCACUCUGUUCUUUCCCUUCUUUCUCUCAUCCCCUCCUUUAUUUGGGCGUGUCUUCUGUUUACAUGCGUUUGAAUGUUGUCGUGCGUGUCUGGCGUGUCUGACUGCUCCUCUCUCUCUCGUCUCAAGCUCAAACUCCGUCACAGAUUUUUGGACUAAUCUUCUCUCAACACUCGAAAAACGUUUGCUGAAGCCGAUGUCUGAGUCGGGGACCACACCUAAACCUACAGCUCCAGUCUCUCACUUUGAGCAGAAACCUUCGGCUGGAUCCAACAUGGCGUCCAAGCCCACAGCAGCAAGAAGUGAUGUCACAGCCACAGGAAGUGUCUCUAAGACUAACCCUGGUCCAGACGUGACACUGUUCUCUCCUAAAGGCUGGUCCAAGAGCGGUGCAUCUGCUCAAGCCAAGUCCUCCUCCUCCUCAGCUUCAGAAACUAAAGUCGCCCCAAAGACGACCACUCUGGCCACAACUGUAAAAGCUGGAGAGGCAGAAACAACUAAACCAAGUACUACAACUACUACUACUACUGCUAGACCAACUAGUACUACAACUACUACCACUACCACUACUACUGCGUCAAAAACCCCAGCGACCAAAGCUCAGACGACCAAGGUUCAGGUGGAGGUUCCUUCCAAAGUUCCAGCGACAAAACAGGUCUGUCCUCCUCUGGACCCUCUGGAUGCCUUGGCCUCUUCUCUUCCAUCUGAAGCUCCAAAACGCCCUGAGCCCAAAUACACAGGUCCUGAGGUCAAAGAGGGCGUGACGUCAGAGAAGGGCGUUCGAGUGGGAGAGAGAGAGGACACAUUGCCUCCAGGAUACAGACUCGAGGACAUGGGUCCAGUCCCUGCAGACACCAAACCUGCAGAAGUCCCGAAGCCGAUGAGCACAGACGAUGCUCUGGAUGUUCUGUCUUCUGGAUUCCUCUCACAGAGCACUCCAGAGAAGAAAGUGGAGACGAUCGGCGCCGCGUCCACAGCUCAGACCAACUUUGCUGCCGCUCCCCCACCUAAGAAGUCUGAGUCUUCAGCGCCCCCUGCUGAUAAAAAGGCCAAACUGGACGUGGCCUCAGACAGUUUCUCUCUCAGCGCCGCCGUCCCAGCGGGCAAACCCUCCGCUGCAGCUCCUCCCAAGAUGGCGCCCUCGUCUAAAGCUCAGGCCCCUCCAGUGAAAGCUCCCUCAAUGGAUGCAGAUGCCCUCGGUGCUCUUGAAGACCUCCUCCCUACAGCAGAACCUCCCAAACCUGAAGCUCCACUCAGACCAGACCAGAUAGUGAAGGAGGCCACAGUGGAGGAGGAGGAGGGUGUGAGAGUGGGAGAGAGAGAGGACACACUGCCUCCAGAGUACAGAUUCAAAGCAGAGGACAAAAACCUGCCCCCUCCCAAACCUGAGCCCUCUCUGGACACAGCUGACGCCCUGGACUUCUUGUCAGGAGACUUCAGUCUUUCCACUGCACCCACCACACAGAGCGCUGCACCUGCUCCUGCACAGAAGCCUGUGUCUGCUCCUCUGGAUAAAAAACCUCGGAUGGAGCCAGACGGAUUCUCUCUGGAAGCUGGACUCACUUCCUCCUCCACACAGAAAGUGGAGUCUGCUGCUGUUCUUCCGCCAAAGAAAUCUGAAACAAAACCAACAAAAUCAAAGGAAAAACCUAAAGACGUCACAGACUCUAGACCUGCGCUAGACCAGGGAGGAUCCAUGUCCCUUGAUGCCCUGAGUGCUCUUGAAGACCUCCUCCCUACAGCAGAACCUCCCAAACCUGAGGCUCCACUCAGACCAGACCAGAUAGUGAAGGAGGCCACAGUGGAGGAGGAGGAGGGGGUGAGAGUGGGAGAGAGAGAGGACACACUGCCUCCAGAGUACAGAUUCAAAGCAGAGGACAAAAACCUGCCCCCUCCCAAACCUGAGCCCUCUCUGGACACAACCGAGGCCCUGGAUUUCCUCUCAGGAGACUUUAGCCUGUCAUCUGCUCCCUCCACACAGAGUGCUGCUCCUGCUCCUGUAGCUCCUGUACAGGCUGAUGCAGAUGCUGCUCUGGACGCUCUUUCUGGAGACUUUAUGUCCUCCUCCUCUGCACCUUCCACUCAGACUGGCCUUGAUGCUCUCUCUGGAGACUUCCUUGCGGCUUCUGCUGCCCCCACAGUGCAGUCCUCCGCCUGCCCCCCACAGGCUGCGUUGGAUGCAGAAGCAGACUUUGCCCUGGAUGCCCUGUCAGACUCUUUGAAAGACAUCAACCCCACGCCCCAACCAGAGCCCCCCAUGCCCACGAAAGUCGUCAAGGAGAAAAAGAUAGAGGAGGAGCGUCUGAUAAAAAUGGGAGAGAGAGACGACACCCUGCCUCCAGAGUACAGGCCCACAGAGGAGGACCUCAAGAAAAUGAAGGAGAAAAGUAAAGUUCCCGAGUCUCCCAAAGAGGCGAUGGACGAUGCAAAAGCUCUGGACCUUUUGGCAGGAGACUUCUCUACACCUGUCGCUCCCUCUGCUCCUGCUGCCCCCUCUGCUCCUGUCAGCUCCGUGGCCUCUGCUCCUGUCUGCUCUGCCCCCACAGACGCAAAGAAGCCAAUGGCGAGCAAAGUUCUGGACUCUCUGUCUGACACACUGCUGCCCGAUAAGCCCGAGUCAAAGAACGAGAAACCCAAGGCUAAGUCCAAGUCCAGGUCCCGGUCUAAAAAGCCUCAGGCAGAGGGCCUGCCCUCCUCUCAGCACAGCUCUGACAUAGUGCCCACAUCCACAAAGAAGAGCUAGGUGUGUGGACCAGCGACUCUGGAUGAAUUAAUAAAAAGUAAAUGUAUUUUUCUAAUGUUGACAAUGUUUGAGUUUCAGAUGUAGAUAUGAAUUAAUAACAAUCUUUUGCACAAGUCUCUGCAGUUUUAUGGGGUCGACGAACCAGGAAAGAGUGAAUUAUGUAAAAAUUAACAGAUGUGUUUCAGACGGAAGAGAGGAAGAUAGAAAGAAAGAGAGGGUGGGGGUAGAAUGGUAGAAAGACUGCAAAAAAGGUAUAUUGAAAAAUUAAAUUUGGGUGUUUUUGAGUCAUUGUGUUUAUGAAGUUUUUUGAAAUAUGAUUUAAAACUGAUAAAAAAUUAUAAUAUUUACCAUUGGAGAAGGAAAUUUCCUGAAUGAAGCUAGAAAUAAACAAAGAUGUACAAAAAAACAAGAGAGAUAAAACUAAACCUCAAAUGAACCUUGUCUUGAUGGAGAUGUUGUUAUUAUUAUUGUUUCACCCUGGAAUGUGCCACGUACAGCAUUAAAUUUCAAACGCAUAUCUCCAUGGAGACGAGCACAAGACAUCAACGGGUUUCAGGUCAGAUCUAUGGAGAGGCAAGCCCACACACAGAACGAAUGUAUGUCGUUCAAGUUAUUUUUUUAAGCAAUAUCAUCUGUAAUUGAAUAAAUGUAAGUGGAUAUAUUCAAAGCAUACUGUGGAACAUUUUAGGCAGAGGAAUUACUUCUCCAUGGAGACAGGUGAAAAGUUACUCACUGCAUCUUUUAAAGGACCUAUAUUACACAAAGUUCACUCUUGCGACGUUUAAGCCAUGAUAUAAUGUUACCUCUUCAAAAACAGACCUGGAGUUGUGUUUUGUUUCAUUCACACAUUUAUUAUUAGUCUGUCUACAUCUCCAAACCUCAACAUGCUCUGUUCCACCUUGUGAUGUCAUGAAGUGGUAGUUUUCAAGUUAACAGCUCCUUUUACCUUUAGUUCAGUAGAGAUUGACAAUUCCACAGCUGAAAUCAUCCAAAUGAUUCUAGUGAAGGUGUAUGGAGUUUAAAAACACAGCGGACCACUUCCUGUUUGGCCAUAUGACAUCACAAGGUGGAACAGAGCUUUGGAGAUGUAGACAGACUAAUAAUAAAGUGUUACUCAAACAUGUGUGAAUGAAACAAAACACAAUUCCAGGUCUGUUUUUGAGGAGGUAAUAGUAUUAUAACCCAGAUUAGAAAAUAGACUAAUAUGAGCACUUUAAAAUGUUUCAAAUUCAAAUCUCAAAUAUUCCUUUUUUGCAGUGCAGCUUGGAUUUGAGUCAAAGCUUUAAGAGUUUAUGAAACAAAUGUUAAACACAGGUGCCAUAGACAUGCUGGGGGUGGAAUGAUUAAGGGGGAAAAAAAAAGAAUUGUGUACAAAAUGUCAAAUGUUUUGGGCAGAUUUGGUUUGGAGUUUUGACACUAUAAGAGUCCAGUGUGGUCCAGUGCCUUUGGGAUGAGUGAUGAAUGAACUUGUGUGCAAUUUUCCAUGAAAGUGUACAGUUUACAUCUGAUUUUACCAACGCAAAGAUUCACAAACCCUUUUCAAAAUAUCACCUUUUAUUUUCUUUUGUUUAGUCACAAGUCCAGACCAGUAGCAGAGAUAACAGAGCAACGCAAAAUCUGCAUGACUUAAAAUGACAUCAGCUCUGAAUUCUAGUUGAAAUGUAACAAAUUUUUAAUAGAACUGUUUAUUCAUAACGGCAAUAUUAUUUUUAAAGAGGGGGUAUUCUGCAAAAUCGAUUUCAUGGAGCUUUCUACCAUGUUAUACAGUAAUGUUCCCUCAUCAAAAACAUGCCUGAAGAGGUUUUAGAUGUCAUCCAUGCAGGUUUGAUUAAUUUAGCGAUCUUUCCCCAGGCCCCAUUCAUAAACUCCUUACGGUUAGCAGUACUUCAUCACCCACAUGUCUACAUCACUCAUGCUCCCACGUCACAAUUCUCCAUAAAUAUAUAAAAACAUGAUACAAAACUGUGCACUACAACUUGACAAACCUGAUGUGAUGUGCAGUAGUUUCAUUAGUGGGAUGCAACUGAUUGUGUUGUGAUAGUGCUCUGAAGAGGGAGUGACUUAAAAUACCCCCUCUUUAAUACCCCAUAGAAGCAAAAUACUCCCUCUUUAACCAUUUUUAGGACAUUUUUGACUGGUUUCCGUAGGCCUAUUUGUUUCUUGAGUAAACCAGGGCCAAGUCCAAACUUGGUAGUGGCAUAAACAAUAAAUAAAGUCAUUGUAAACAGUCCAGCUGCAUAUGUAGAGAGUGUGUCAUUUUAAGCCUGAAGUGGGUGUAUUUGUCACAGUGAGAGAGGCUGAAUGUACUGCAUAUACUGCACUGUAAAAGGACUGUCCAAUCUUUGUGUUUGUGAAGAAAUCAGGAGCUUCAAUAAAGAUGUGUAAAAGCUAA
This is a messenger RNA of Periophthalmus magnuspinnatus, 5181 nucleotides long. RefSeq names its product calpastatin (gene cast). The record is from RefSeq and is a predicted model, not a curated record. Gene Ontology annotation, cellular component: cytoplasm. The transcript has 32 exons. The coding region runs from base 243 to 2789 and encodes 848 amino acids. Lineage: Eukaryota; Metazoa; Chordata; Actinopteri; Gobiiformes; Gobiidae. Gene Ontology annotation, molecular function: calcium-dependent cysteine-type endopeptidase inhibitor activity.